AUGUGGAUUGAGACCUCAAGCUUUCGUGUUUCGCAUCAACAGUCCUUGAACAGCCAACGUGUGCCAUACGGCGCCUCAUUGGGACUGCUCGGGUCGACUGUGCGCCGAAAAUUCUCUUCUCUGAGUAACGGCAAAAAAUCUGAGCGUCUAGGCUUGCGUUUAAGCGCAAGGCCACGUCGCCAGACUAAGCUUCGAGCCUAUAUUCUAAAUCUUAAUCUAUUGUUCGUAUUUGGCGCUGCUUGUAUGCUUUCGUCACCAUCCUUUUUGUUCUGGACUGGAUUNUUUUUUUUUCCUGAAUUGCACGAGAUUUAUCAUAUCCGCUAUUAUCGUGCCAGACAGACAGCCCAGCCAGCCAUUUGCCAGAAGCAGCAGCCAGCUGAUGAUAAUGGCGACAGUAACAAUCAAAGAGGAUGUUCAAACAACACUAGCAAAUGCAAUGCAACUGGUCAACAUAGUGGACGGGUAGAAGUUAAUUGUUUGAUGAAUGACUGGAGGAAUGAAUAUUGCUUGAAAGAUAGUAUUGCAAAAGAAUUGUUUUGGGUGCUAGUGCUAGUGCUGAUAACUGAGAGAGAUAAUCUUUUAAUGGGCGGACCGUCGCAGGCCAUUUUGCUGUUUGAUGCGAUAUUGAAAGGAGUUUAUGAAACUAGCGAUUUGAUUAGACGACAACGGUGUGGUGUGGCCAAAUAG
This is a messenger RNA of Anisakis simplex (herring worm), 687 nucleotides long. The record is from the annotation of a GenBank genome assembly. NCBI's taxonomy places the organism in Eukaryota, Metazoa, Nematoda, Chromadorea, Rhabditida, Anisakidae.